AUGUGUGAUGAGAACUUAUGUAAAGCAGCUUUACCCGACAAUCGCGGUCAAAUUGAUAGGCUAUCGGUGGCGACUGCUGCUGCGGGUUCUUGUGCCACACUUGCUCAUGUACGGAAAGGUAACCUCCACGUAGCUAAUGUAGGAGACGGAGCUGCUGUUUUAGGCGUAGUAAAUCCAAGUGGCAAUGUCAUAGCACGGCAGCUCUCUAGAGCUCAUUGUAUAGAUAAUGCAGACGAGGUGCAACGGAUACGUUCGGAGCAUCCCAUGUACGAGACGCAUAUACUUCGAGGAGGAAGAUUAUUAGGAGAACUAUAUCCAUUACGAGCAUUUGGUGAUGUGCGGUUCAAAUGGCCUUUGGAUCUGCAAAAGGUCGUCCUUGAACCCAUGGGUAGUCCCGCACCUCCACAUCUACAUACACCUCCCUAUUUAUCAGUCUCACCAGAAGUUUUCUACCAUAAACUAACUCCUAAUGAUAAAUUCUUGGUAAUAGCCACUGACGGCUUAUGGGAAUGGCUCGAUCCGGAUACUGUAGUACGACUAGUGCAUGACCAUACACUCGGCACUAUGACAUUACAACCAUAUCAGCCAAAAAAUGGUAUAACACUCAAACAGGUCAUGAUGGACAUUUUGGAGCGGAGGAUCGGAGCCAAAAGCCACAAAAAGCCAAUUGAUGAAAAUUGUGCCACACAUAUUAUCAGACAUGCGCUUGGUGGAGUAAGCGGUGGAGAGAGCAAACAAUAUGAAAGGUUGAUCGAUAUUCUACAGAGAAUAUAUGUUUCUGUUUUUUAUAUCGCACGAUGCACACAGCCACGUGCAUUCUGCUUGCGCUCAUUUUAUCUCACAAAGUUCGAUAAGGUAGGCGCCAGGCUAGCUGAUCGGGGUAGGGCAACAAAGGCCGCCAGUUUGAGCCGCCUAUCGCUGCCAACUGGUCCUUUGGCAAUGUUACUGCAUGCCGUUCCAGGACCAGUAGUCCACAGAGGCGGCUCAACGGCUUUCAUUCUCCAACUGAUCGCCUGCUUCUGCAGCAGGACGCGCGUAGAUUUAAUGUGAUU
Messenger RNA from Cylicostephanus goldi, 1052 nucleotides. NCBI's taxonomy places the organism in Eukaryota, Metazoa, Nematoda, Chromadorea, Rhabditida, Strongylidae. The record is from the annotation of a GenBank genome assembly.